Molecule: messenger RNA, 5948 nt
Organism: Hemibagrus wyckioides
Lineage: Eukaryota; Metazoa; Chordata; Actinopteri; Siluriformes; Bagridae
Product: zinc finger protein 501-like
Exons: 4
Coding region: 2680-4212 (510 amino acids)
Biological process (GO): negative regulation of transcription by RNA polymerase II; regulation of cytokine production; regulation of immune system process
Cellular component (GO): nucleus
Molecular function (GO): DNA-binding transcription repressor activity, RNA polymerase II-specific; RNA polymerase II cis-regulatory region sequence-specific DNA binding
Source: RefSeq, a predicted model, not a curated record
GUAUCUCUGUACUGUAGAGUAUCUCUGUUCUCUAGUGUAUCUCUAUACAGUAGUGUAUCUCUGUACUGUAGAGUAUCUCUGUACUCUAGUGUAUCUCUAUACUGUAGAGUAUCUCUGUACUCUAGUGUAUCUCUAUACAGUAGUGUAUCUCUGUACUGUAGAGUAUCUCUGUUCUCUAGUGUAUCUCUAUACUGUAGUGUACAGUAUCUCUGUACUGUAGAGUAUCUCUCUACAGUAGUGUAUCUUUGUACUCUGUAGCAUUUCCAUUCAACAAACCGGACCAAACCGGUUCCAGCAUGACUUUGCCUCUGUGCACAAAGAGAGUUUUAUAGAGGCCUGGUGUGUUACAGUUGAAGUGGAAGAGAUGGAGUGUCCUGCACAGAGCCCUGACCUCAACCCCACUCAACACCUUAGGGAUUGAAUUGGAAUGCAGACUGUGCCCCAGGCCUCCUCGCCUGUUGUUCCAGCUCGAUGGUGUUUCUGUGGCUGAAUGAACACAAAUCCCCACAGAUAUGUUCCAGAUUCUAGUGCAAACCCUUCUCAGAAGUGUGGAGCAUCAGAUUCUUCUAAACUAAAGCAGAAAAGGAUAAAGAAAUGCAUGUCAUGGGAACAGCUAGUUUAAGGAAUACACACUGAAUAGCCAAAAGUAUGUGCACCCCUGACCAUCACACCCAUAUCUGCUUGUUGAACAUUACAGAUAAAUUCCCUUUGAUGUUAUUAUGAGUUCCAAUCUUCUGGAAAGGCUUUCCACUAGAUUGUAGAGCGUGGCUGUGAGGAUUUAUGUUCAUUCAGCUACAAGAGCAUUAUUGAGGUUGGGCGAGGAGCCUGGCACACAGUCAGCAUUCCAGUUCACCCAAGUUCAAGUUCGCUUAAUGUUUCCAGCAUACAGAGUACACGAGAAGCAAUGAACUUCUUACUCUACAACAUCACAACCAUACAGUCAACACGAGGUGUGUACUACACACGAGAUUGCAGCAUGGAGAGAGCUUUCACAUGGCUGUGGGAAAGGUAUUAUACAGGGAAGACUGUAUGUAGAAUGAGUGAAAAAAGAUGAUAUCCCUGUAUGGAGGAAAAGAACAUGAUAUAUGUAAGAUGAGCGGUUGUAUAAAAGGUUCAGUCUGGUGGAGAAGACUGGUUCUGGUCCUGCAUCAGGUUCAGUGAUUCUGUUGGAGUUGUGAUGAUGAGUUUUGAUGUUGCCACGCUGUGAUACAUGCCAUCCGUACACUCAGGGAAAUGUCCACCACUGCGCUUGUUCCAAACCUCUUACGUCUCUUCAGAAAGAACAGACGUUGCUGUUGGUGUUUAGAGACUAAAAUAGGGACUCUGACAGCUGAACACCCGGGAAUCUAAAGCUGAUGACGAUUUCCACAGGUGAACCGUUGAUGGUGACAGGAUUAUGGACCCCUCUGGGUGUUUUUUCCCCUGAAGUCCACAAUUAGCUCUUUGGUUGUUGUCAUUCAGAGCUAGAUGGUUAUUGUGGCACCAGGUAGAGAAAUUUCGAGAAUCGCAUUGUCGUUGUUAGUUAUUCCAAAGGUGUCUAGUGGGGUUGAGGUUAGGGCUUUGGGCAGGACAUGCAAGUUCUUUCACACCAAACUCAUCAAAGCAUGUCUUCAUGGAGCUGCUUUGUGCACACGGACAUCGUCAUGCUGGAGCAGGGUGUGGACUCUGAGUUCCAGUGAAGGGAUUAUGAAGCUCCACACAGAGACAGCCUGUAUGCUUGAUUCAGACUUUGUGGUAAAACUUUGGGUGAAGAAACUCAUAUGGGUGUGAUGGUCAGGGGUGCACAUACUUUUGGUCAUAUAGUAUAUAUGAUGGCAGAGAAAACAUUAUUAGUAAAAACAUCCAAAGUUUAAGUGAAUGAAAAGUAAUAUAAUGUUAGGACUGAGUCAGUAUAAUACUUAUAACACAGAAAAUAAGUUUAUUAAAUCACAUAAACUCUAAAAGAUUACUGAGAACUAUUCUAUUUCAUUAUUGAUCUUCAUCAUGACCUUCAUACUUUUCUAUUGUAAAAGAAAUGGCAUUUUUUAAAUCUUUAAAAACGGCUGUUGGGUUUUUCUCAGACUGUUAUAUAUGUACAAAGUUCAGCUACCGCAAUACUCAUAGCAUGGGUUAGAACAAAGAAAUACAGAACCUGGAAAAAACUUCACCUCUAUGGACACGUGUGAUUCUUCUCCAAAUACCUACCACAAAUUGUACAGAAUUCUAUAGAAUUAAGAUCUCUCUUCACUUGAACAAACCGGCCCAAACCUGUUCCAGCAUGACUGUGCUGCUGGGCACAAAGACAGGUUUAGUAAUACAUGGCUCUCCGAGGUUGGUGUGGAAGAAAUAGAGUGUCCUGCACAGAGCCCUGACCUCAACCCCACACAACACCUUUGGGAUUGAAUUGGAAUGCAGACUGCACUCCAGGCCUCCUCGCAUGACGUCAGUGCCCAACCUAAGAGCUAUUGCUCUUGUGGCCGAAUAGGCACAAAUCCCCACAGCCAUGUUCCAGAUUCUGGUGGAAAGUAGAAGAGUAGAGGCUGUUACAGCAGAAAGAACAGAACAAAAUCCAUAUUAAUGCCCAUGGUUCUGGAACCGGAUGUUCAACAAGCUCAUGUAGGUGAUGGUUUAUGUACUCUUGGUCAUAUAAUGUAUAUAAACACUUAGUAAAGUAUUAGUGGGGUAUCAGGUGGCAGUGUGAUGAUGCAACAAGGUGGGGUUUGGCAUCAUAUAGGAAGUAUGAAAAAAAGCUGUUGCACGGGAUUGUACAGAAUGUCUUUGUAUCACAAAUUUCCUUCAGAGGAACAAAGAGACUGGGCCCAAACUUGUUCCAGCAUGACAAUGACAUGUGCAGGAAGCUUCUUUCAUAAAGACAUGGUUGGCCAAGUUUGGAGUAAAAGAAUGCAUAAAGAAAUGAUGUUCUGCUGCAAGUCGUCUUCUGCUUCUUGUGUCCAGUUUCACACACCUCUUGACCUGACCUGCACAAACUCAUCAAGAGAUGGCACUGCUUCAGAAAGGCUUCAGAUAUCUGGAGAAAGCAAGUCUGACCUGUACACAAAAGGAGUGAUGUUCUGUCGCAAGUCAUCUCCUGUUCCUUUUGUCCAGUUUCAUACACCUCUCGACCUGACCUCCACAAACUCGUCGAGAGAUAGUGCUGCUUCAGAAAGGCUUCAGAUAUCUGGAGAGAUUAAAUCUGAGAAGCUUCCUACAGCAAGUUGCAGUCUGAAAGGAGUGAUGUUCUGUCACCAGCCAUCUCCUGUUCCUUUUGUCCAGUUUCAUACACCUCUUGACCUGACCUCCACAAACACAUCGAGAGAUGGUGCUGCUUCAGGAAGGCUUCAGAUAUCUGGAGAGAUUAAAUCUGAGAAGCUUUCCACAGUGAGUUGCAGCAGUCAGUCCGGUACUCCGUUCACCAAGACUAAAAUAGUGUGGAAAAAAAUCCACCAUUGUUCAGUCUGUGGGAAGAGUUUUGCUAGACUGGGAGACCUCCAAAAACACCAGAGAAUUCACACUGGAGAGAAGCCAUUUCAGUGCACACAGUGUGGGAAGAGCUUCACUCAGGAGAGUAAUCUCCAGCAACACCAGCGUGUUCACACCGGAGAAAAGCCGUACCAUUGUACGUGGUGCGGAAAGAGAUUCACGCACCAGCAGAAUUUCCAGACGCAUCAGAGGAUUCACACCGGAGAAAAGCCAUAUCAGUGCUCGGAGUGUGGAAAGAGUUUCACUCGCAAGAACGCCGUACAGCGACACCAGCGCGUUCACACCGGAGAGAAACCGUUCCACUGUAUGCAGUGUGGGAUGCGCUUUAGUGAAAAUUGCACUCUCAAAGAACACCAGCGACUUCACACUGGAGAGAAUCUUUUUCAUUGCUCAGAGUGUGGGAAGACUUUUCAUCAGAAGAAGACUCUACAAGGACAUCAGCGCAUUCACACCGGGGAGAAGCCGUAUUACUGCACGGAGUGUGGGAAGAGUUUCAGCCGGAUGAAUACGCUGCAGCAGCACCACCGCAUUCACACAGGAGAGAGGCCGUUUCACUGUCCGGUGUGUGGACAGACUUUUGCUCAACAGAGUACUCUCCACCGACACCGGCACAUUCACACAGGAGAGAAACCGUAUCAGUGCUCAGUGUGUGGCAAGAGUUUUAAUCGCAAAAACACACUACAGCUCCACCAGCGCCUUCACACAGGAGAGAAGUCCAGCGCUGAGGAGAUUUACUCUGGAACUUCAGAGUAAACUUGUAGCUUGUACAAAAACAGUAUGUUUCUAGCAUAGCUUCCAAGUCACAGUUUUAGCUCGGGUCUGAACCCGAGUGGGAUUCAGCGUCGGUCUGGAUUCAGACUCAUUCGAUUCUAUUGAACCCUGAUGUGUUACAUCAUCACAAACGUUCAUGGAGAACAUGAAUAGAGAACACAAGACGUCUCACCAGACUUUCUGUUUUUCUUAAUUAUUUUGGUGCUAUUAUAUGAAAUCUCACCUCUUCUGUGUCCCACAGCGAUCCUCUGACGCUCUUGGUACACGUAUGUUGUGGAAAUGAAUGAUGUCAUCAGCUAAAACUCAUGCACACGUUACCUCCUGAAAGACUGUGGACCUCAGAAGGAGAUGUGUUCACUUCAUCGAAAUAGCAGCACACUUCAGACCUCCUCUUACAGGAAGUCUCAGGUUCAGUACCGUGUGGCACUUCCUGGUCCACAUGACAGCUUUCACAUUGCCAGUUUUCCAGCCGUUUCCUGAUUAGCUCCACCGAGCUAAAUCUCUGAGUGUUGUGUUAAAGCUCACUUUGUAUACAGUUUAGACCUCCAACAGUUUAUGCUAAUGGGCAGCCAGUGGCUAAAUGGCCCAGAUAUGUGGCACAAAUCCCUGCUGAAGGGAGUGUUCAGUUUGAUUGCACAGAGAAGUAGGAGUUACGGUCAGGAGGGUUUAAAAUGACACAAAAAUAAAGAUUAAAGAGAUGCUUAAAUGUAAAAAUGUUUAAACAGGCAUACCUUGUUUAAAAAGACAAUGACAAAAAAAGGAAAAUUGUGGAGAAAAGCUUAACAAAGCUCAAUAGUUGAACCAGAUUUUGAACCAGGGUUCACGGGUGUAGCUGUGAUCAUCUGGCAGAGAAAUCAGGAGCAGUACCUUCAUGUAGAUCACUGCAUAAUUUCAGCCCACUCUCAUGAGUCUUUAUACAGUCACUCUUUAUAAAGAGUUUAUUGUAUUUUAAUUGGCAGGACACUGAUUUUCAUGCAUAUAUUUUAUCUGGAUUAUUAUGAAUCAGGAAUUCAUUGAAACAUUCAAAUGAAUGUGAGCAAAAAACAAGCUCUAACUGAUGCCUCCUGAAGUCUUCAAUCCUUCAGCUUGUUCUCUGGAAAUCAGAUGAACAUAUGUUGAACUUUAACACAAAGUCAGAAGCAUUUGAGAAGCAAGUUCUGUGGACUGAUCAAGUAAAAAAACCCUUUGUGCACGCAGGUGUGUGUGUGUGUGUGUGUGUGUGUGUGUGUGUGUGUGUGUGUGUGUGUGUGUGUGUGUGUGUGUGUGUGUGUGUGUGUGUGUGUGUGUGUGUGUAUGGAGAGAAACAGGCAGCACUUCUAGCCGUCACACUCUGCAGUGGAUCUGUUAUGUGUUAAGUUUUUAUGGCAGCCAGUGACACAGAAAACAGUGAACUGGUAAAUGGAAGAAAUUCUGGAAGCAAUUCCAGUCAGUCAGAAACAUUCCUCAAAAUCUACCAUCAGCUACUUCAGGAGAUGCAAAAUGAAGCUCCUGGAAUGACCUUCACAGUAUUGUGAACAUGCUGAAUACAUGUGUGUAAAUCUAAAAUAUGUGUGUAGCCCACAAAGCUUUCUGCAGUGAAGAGUGGGAGCAAAGUCAUUACACUAGAAUAAAAAAAGACUUCCAACUGGCUGCAAAAAGAUGUAAGAUAUCUGCCAGUGUUGGUGUCACUAAAUACUUAGUGAUAUUUCAUUUUUUCCAUACUUUUUAAUUUCAUACUA